This is a messenger RNA of Xiphias gladius (swordfish), 5303 nucleotides long. It is a transcript of the gene sack1hb, whose product is annotated as family with sequence similarity 83 member Hb. Gene Ontology annotation, cellular component: keratin filament. Bases 395 to 4108 code for a protein of 1237 amino acids. Lineage: Eukaryota; Metazoa; Chordata; Actinopteri; Istiophoriformes; Xiphiidae. The record is from RefSeq and is a predicted model, not a curated record. Gene Ontology annotation, biological process: protein localization to cytoskeleton; intermediate filament cytoskeleton organization; positive regulation of cell migration. Gene Ontology annotation, molecular function: keratin filament binding. The transcript has 8 exons.
UACUCCGAGCAAUAUCCGAGCUUGGCGGCGGCUCCCGAGGUUCACGCACCGCCGAGCGAAGCGCUCAGCCCGGACCUGCAGUAGGAGUUGUCUUCGCCGGCUGCCAGUGGAGGCUGCAACCCCGGGGGUUUUGGGUGGAGUCCUUGUCCGAUCUGGGGAAUGUGACGCGCGGACGGAAAGAGACGUACACCGGGGAUUUCAACCGAGAAAGCGAUACCCGUCGGUUUAAAAAAACAAAACAAACAAAAAGAAAAAAAUCAAAAAAGAAAAAGAAAGAAAAAAAAAAGAGAAGAGGUUACAAGUUCUGCAGCAAAGUUUGGAGGUUCAAAUUUCUCCUCCCUCACCUCUCCUUACCCCUGAAUCCUGACCUUUGACCCCACUGCCCUCUCCAACUAUGGCGCACCGAUCUCAGAGUUCAUCGAUUGGUGAUAACCCCCUUGACCCAAACUACCUGCCCCCACACUACCGUGAGGAGUACCGUCUAGCUAUUGAUGCUCUGAUAGAAAACGACAUACAGGGCUACUAUGAGUUCCUCCAGACCACAGAUGUGGUUAGUUUCCUGGCACAGCCAGAAAUUGAACUUAUCAAGUCCACAAUCCAUGCGCCCAGUCAUACCUCCAGCAUGCCAGAGUUGACAUACCAUGAGGGAGGUCAUGAGGCUGAUGGCUCCUCUGACACCUACUGGCCGGUGCAGUCUGACGUUGCUGCCCCGGGGCUGGACCUGGGAUGGCCGCUGCUACAGCACAGCUUUAUUGGGCCCACAGAGGUCACCACUCUGGUCAACCCCUCCGACCCAGACAUGCCGAGCAUCAAGGAGCAGGCCAGGAGACUCAUUAAGAAUGCACGUCAAGUUAUUGCUGUGGUGAUGGACAUGUUCACAGAUGUUGACAUUUUUGCUGACCUCUUGGAUGCAGCAGCACGCCACGUUCCUGUUUACAUUCUACUAGAUGAGCAGGAGGCCCAUCACUUUGUGUCUAUGGUCAUCAAUUGCAAAGUCAACUUAGACUUAAUUCCUAUGAUGCGCGUCAGGACUGUGGCAGGAAUAACCUAUUACUCCCGGACGGGGAAAUCGUUCAAGGGACAGGUGAAAGAUCGUUUCCUACUUGCUGACUGCAGGGCUGUACUCAGUGGUAACUAUAGUUUCAUGUGGUCCUAUGAGAAGAUCCAUCGCUGCAUCGCUCACCUCUUCCUAGGGGAGCUGGUUACCACGUUUGAUGAAGAGUUUCGCAUUCUCUUUGCUCAGUCAGAGCCUCUAAGUAUUGACCCAUCAGAUGGAGCACUUGCUUUUUCUGACACCAGCAGCACCAGCAGUUACUUAAGCAUGCAGUUUGGUUUGAAGAGGACCCAGUCUUUGCGUAACCCCAUAGGUUACCGCAGGCAGUCUGAGUUUUCCUCUGCCUUCCCCUACGGAGACUCUGAUCGUAACCUUGCACUUCCUUUCCGGAGGAACGACCCAUUUCGUCACACCAUUGAACCUGGGGCAGGAAUAACAAUUGGGAAGUAUUCCCAGCAACAGUUUCGUCUGCAGCAGGCCGUCCUGGAGCCGGGAAGAUCCAUAGUGUCCAGGCAGAUGGAGAUCAGUGCCAGUGCCUUCAAGAGGCACAGCUAUGCAGAGGGAACCCAGGAAAACUACACAUCUUCAAGGCAAUACAUGAAGCACAGAGUCAUGAAUAAUCUGGAAGAGACAGACUUCCACAGGGAGCAAACGCAGAGUAGCCAGUACUACAGUGAAGGACCUGGCCCGGGUUCUGGCCAUGGACACUACAAUAGACUUCGAAGUAAUCCUCAACACCUCUCCUUUGACCAGUUUUCAGGCUCAAGUUUUCGCUCAGAUCUGGAGCCUCCUCCUGGAAACUAUGGCCGAGACUACUUUUCAUCUGAGGACUUGAUAGGACCUGAGGGGCACCAGGCACCUCCAUUAGCUGGGAGAUAUGAAGGUGGUUCCUGCCAUAAGAGGCCAACCAUAGGUCAGGCAUAUGCCUGCCAGACCUCACCCACACAGCCCCACCCUCCAGAUAAGAAACAGUUUCUCAAACAGUUCGAUCAAGAGAAUGAUCAAGAUGCAAGUGUUAGGCAAGGGCUGAGGAGUUGGAGAAUCCACUCCUAUCUUAGCACAUAUGAGGACAGUGGAGAAGAAGGUCUGACUCAGCCUAUGGGGCCUGAUGCAUUUGAAGAGCCUCCACCAUCUCAGCAGCCUACUGCUGCUGAAACGUCAGCUUUUCACUUUGGAAUAAAGGAGCCACCUAAUGUUCCCCCAAAGCCCAGACCAGAUAUCCUGAGACCACGCUUUGGAAAGCCCAGAUUACCUGAGAGAUGCAAUAAAGACUCUGCCCCAACAACAACCAAGGAUCUGCUUUCCUCAGCAAGUGAUUUGAAGCCAUCUGUACUAGAUAAAAAAGACAGGGAGGUGAUGAAGGAAAGGGAGAGAGAGCCAGAGAGGGGUGCAGCAAAGGAUGUGGGCAUGGAUGUGGAGGUAAAAGAGGCUCCAGAUCUCUUCCUGUCCAAACAUGAAUCAUUCCGCUCACGUAUUAACCCGCUCCUUCAACGUAGCUCUCGUCUCCGUUCCUCGCUUAUAUUCUCAUCUUCCAAGACAGAGAUACACAGUGGUAGCCUGGGAUUAAAACCAGCAACAGAGGAAGAUGAGGAGUUAGACACAGUGCGCAGUUCCUCGAUUGUUGCCCGGAUCCUAGAAAAGAGGAGGUCAUUGUCUCGUGAGCCAUUUGAGUGGAGAAAGAAGGCUGAGGAAAAAGAUGAGGAGAAAGAGAAGGAAAAGGAGAAAGAGAAAGAAGAAAAAGAGAUGGAGAAAGAGCAUCAGCCACAGGAAAAGGAGAUACGAUUUAAAGAUGAGAUUAAAGCAAAAGAGGAACCUCAGAAAACUUAUGUGGAGUCAAAGACAACAACUGUUGAAAAUUCUGAAGUCACAACAUCAUCAUCUCUGAACAUGAAUGACCCAGCCAGUCGACUGCAGUAUUUCAAAGACCAGGCUGCUAGGAAAAAAGCCUCAAGAAAUGAGACAGAGUCAUCACUAAAAGCCCAAGAACCUGCUGAAAAAAAGCCAAACACUUCUGAUAAACCUUCUCUCAACACUACAAUGACUCCAAAGAUCCCAACUGUCUCUGUUGGUUCAGUCGAACCUGAACCAAAGAAGCCAGACAUCUCCACAAAACUGGCAGAGCUCACUCGCAGACCCUCAGUUAGUUCCUCAAAACCACCCAUAAUCUAUACCAAGCCUUCUGCAAACUACCUGAAGCCUUCAGAGGCAUCUCAACCUCAUAAAGAGGAGAAUGCCUCAGAGGGUCAAAAGAAGGAUCUGUUCAAGUCUCUAAAGCCUCUUCCUUCACCUAAGCUCUUCAAGAGGGAUCAGCUGAAGCUCAGAGGAUUGAAUCCUCGUCGUAUCUCCUGUGGUGAGGAGAUUCUGACCACAGAUGCUACAGAUGCAGAGAAGAGUGAACUGAAAAAGAGCCGCUCUCAAAGUUCUUCAACUCUGCCACAUGAUGACUCUAAAGAAGGACUCCAGAAAAUUAUGGGAUCUAAUACAUCCAUCAACACACUUGGUGAAGGAAAGGGUGAGGGUAAGACACUCGACUUCUUAAAGAAGCAGACUCAGAGGAUAAAGGGAUUCCUUGGAACCAAGGAUAAAGAAAAGAAAUCUUCAGGAGAUGAUAGGGGCAUUAGCAUGGUAAAAGAGAUCACUGAAGAUUCAAGCAAAAAGCAGAGUUCAUCAGCUAUCGUUACAGGAUCUACCACUACCGACCAAACUACAGCCAAUCACAAGACAUCAAGUGGGACAUCAGGCCCGUCUCGAUACCAGGCCUCGGGCAGCUCUGUUUUGUUCAGUAGCAACCUACGAGAUGACACCAAAGUCAUUCUGGAGCAGAUCUCGGCCAACAGCCAGAAAAACCGACUAGAGCGAGAGGAAACAGGAGGAGACAGAGAUAGUGACUCCGGGGAAAUGGGCCUGGAGAGCCAGAACUCCAUAAAACGGAAUCGAUUUCUGCGACCACAAGGCAACAUCCAGGAGCGGGAAGGAUUACUGAAGAGGAUAGAGAGCCUGAGGAAGGAGAAGAAGGUCUACAGUCGCUUUGAGAUGGGGAAUAGCCUGGGAUAACGAAAGGUGGAAAAGCGACCUUUUAAAUGGAAACUAUUUAUGCGAGAUGAUCAAAAAGACCCUUUGUCCAUUGGUGCCAGCGAAGCUAGUCAAGUACCUCUGUGGUUCACCACUGCAGCCUUUCCUGGAUUUUCACACUAAGUAAUAAAACUUGAACAUAUUAUAGAUAUAAAUGCUGGAAACAAACUUAAGUCAUUGAGUUUGGAAAGUGCCCAUUUGCCAAGACCUGGUACUACUUUUACCUUACAUGGUGAGAGAAAGUGAGUGACUCUACUUACACGUAUACUGGCUGCAUGGGCUGAUGUUUCACCAACCAGAAAAAGGUAGGGCAGGUUACCCAUAACUGAGCUUGUAUCAACGUGACUGAGGGAGUUAGAGGAUAAGACAAAGCUAUUACAUAUUUCACCUGGGGGAAAAAAUAGAUACAUGGCAGUAAAUGGCUGCAGAUGUAUAGUACCAGUGUUGUGUGUUUCUGCAAGUGAGGGUGUAACUGUGACUUGUUUGAAACUGAAUUGGAGAAGGUGUCCUUGUGGAUUCACCAUGUGCCAAUGGCCCACCGGGGGCAUUACCAAAGCUACAGGGACUAUCAUUACCCCAGCCCAGAAAGCAAAGAUGAGGAUAUGAAGAUAAAUAGAAUGAGGAUUGGCUGAAAAUUUAAGGGAAAUUCUUUGAAAUUACAGGGAGAGUAAGACAAAAUCAGAAUCAGAAAAUUAGAUAACGUGUUUUCUAAUGUGUAAUUCUGUUGCUGAGGGAGCAGCAGUAGAGUUUUGAUCGCCUCUAGUGAACUUUGCCUUGUCAAGAAAGCAUUACGUACCUUUCUAUUAAGGCGUGGGACCAUUUCUCAGGGUUGAAAAUGUCAAGUAACCAUUCAGAGCAGAGGCCUAAAAGCUUGCAUUGUCAGAGGAUUGGAGUUAAGAAAUGUGUAUGUACUAGUCUUUGUCUUACACAAUGUAAAUAAAGAUGUGCCCCCGUUUGUCAUUCCUUUUUGGAUUUUUGAAUUAGUCAUUAUCUCUUAAGGAAAGGAAGAGUAAAAAGAUAGGUACAUUUUGCGUACGGGAGCAGGGCCAUGCCUCCUUACAUAAGGUAUUUCCCUUCUGAGAACUACGCCCUGCACAGGACUUCUAACUCCUUUGUUGUUCUGUUAACACCAUUAAACCAAAUAAUUAGUUAUGAGGGUACAGUUGACAGGCUGCUU